Helianthus annuus (common sunflower) is the source of this 6684-nucleotide messenger RNA. Its product is annotated as protein TIC236, chloroplastic. Gene Ontology annotation, biological process: protein secretion. Bases 394 to 6420 code for a protein of 2008 amino acids. The record is from RefSeq and is a predicted model, not a curated record. Gene Ontology annotation, cellular component: plasma membrane. NCBI's taxonomy places the organism in Eukaryota, Viridiplantae, Streptophyta, Magnoliopsida, Asterales, Asteraceae. The transcript has 23 exons.
UCGAAAAUCAACUCCCAUAGCGGUGACUGAUGAGAAAACUCACAAAUAAACCCUAAUCCCAAAAUAUCACAAUCCGAUUUAUUAAUGAAUAAAGAAUAGAGUAAUUCCCAAAAUAUUCCUUGAUCAAAUUCGUUUUUACGGAACCCUGAAGGCAGCAAGUAUUUAUUUGGUUAUCUUCUACACGAAACCUGUGGUGGUUGCGGAUUCUCGAUUUCGCUUUCAGAUUGGUUUUGCAGCAGCAGGAGAAGAGAAUGGUUGAUCCAUUUCAAGCAGGCUUUGAUGGUUUGCGCUAGCUACUAUUCCAUGUCUUUGUUAGGGGGGCUAAGAAAAAGUUCUUGGUCCCCCAAUGUUUGAGGUGCAAGCUGAGACAUGACUACUUUUAUGUGAAAGAUAAUGAGCAAUAGACUACUUUAUAACCCGUUUGUUGGGGGACCUUUCCCAUGCACUUUUAAGCAAAAACUCGUCAAAUCUAAACCACCCAGAAAAGCUUGUCUUCCGCACGCCAAGAAACAUGACUGGAUAUCUCAUGGGAUUCGGUAUUGUGGAGAAAAUGUUGAGAUUUUAUGGAAGAAUAUAGGAUUAAGAAGUGGUUUCGUGGUGAAAUCUGUCAAGGCGCCCUUCGCUAGAAACAAGACUCUCGUAAGGUCAUUGGAGACAGUGUGGGCGGAAGGCUUGUUUGUAUUUAGGUGUUCGGUAUUUUGUGCUGUGGUAUCAGGGGUGUGCUUGUUGUUAUGGUAUGGGCAGCGAAAAGCCAAGACAUUGGUAGAAUCAAAGCUUUUACCUUCGGUUUGUACAGCACUAAGCGGUUAUAUCCAACGUGACCUUCAUUUUGGUAAAGUGAGAAGCAUUUCUCCUUUGAGCAUUACGUUGGAGUCGUGUUCAAUUGGACCUCAUAAGGAAGAGUUCUCAUGUGGUGAGGUCCCCACGCUUAAAUUACGUUUUCAGCCCUUUUCAAGUUUGAGGAGGGGAAAGAUUGUAAUCGAUGCUGUUUUGUGUAAUCCUACGCUGUUGGUUGCACAGAAAAGAAACUAUUCUUGGUUAGGCAUACCCUUUACUGAUGCGGGGGUUUUGCAGAAGCACUUGUCGACUGAAGAAGGUAUCGAUAAUCGUACGAGAACCAGGAGAAUUGCUAGAGAGGAAACAGCAGCCCGUAUGAAUAGAGAAAGAGACGAUGCUGCUCUAGAGGCUGCCAAAACAGGAUAUGUUAUUUCCAAUAAUGAAGUACAAGGGGAAGGUGGUCAUGGUGAUGUUGUGAAUAAAAAUGUAUUUUCGAUGGAUGAGAAACUGCGUUGGCAGGACCACCACUGCAUGGAUGCUGGUGUAGAGUAUGAUAUGAAACAUGCAGAUUUAGAAAAAUCAUUUGGUGUGAAUACACCAGUUGCAGGGGUGAAAUUUUGGUCACCUGGUGGACCGUUAAAGCGUAAAAGAAGGAAAGUGGUUAACGACACUAAUGAUGGUAUAGCUGCCAAAGAAAAAAUUCUGGAGCAGAGUGCAUCAGCAGCACUUGCAUUCUUCCUGGAUCCUAGCCUUGUUGACAAAAAAGACGAGAAUCAGAUUAGGGAAUCAUAUUCUCAUAAUCAAAUAUUACAAGAUGCUGAUCCGGAAAUCUCUGGAUUAGAGAGAAAAUCUCUUCUGGAAGAUGAAGACAUGGAUUCCAAGCAGCAGCUGAGCUCGUCUUUUCAAGGUUCAACUUACGCCAACGACAGGGGCACGGGAGAUCUGUGGUCAUCCUUAAUAGUUGGUCCCAUCCAAAAGAUUAAGUCACUUAUUAUCCCGGAAGUUGAAAACAUUGUUGGUGAGCUUGUUGAGGGGGCUAACGAGGAGAAAACAGUAGGGAUUGAGAAAAUGGUUCCUAUUAUUCUCGAUUCUGUACAUUUUAAAGGUGGAACAUUACUGUUACUUGCAUAUGGUGACAAUGAGCCAAGAGAAAUGGAGAAUGCAAGUGGACAUGUGAAGUUCCAAAAUAAUUACAGUCGCGUGCAUGUACAGUUAAGUGGUAAUUGUAAGAUGUGGAGAUCGGAUGUAACAUCUGAGGAUGGUGGAUGGUUGUCUACAGAUGUUUUUGUGGACAUAUUGGAGCAAAAGUGGCAUGCCAAUCUUAAAGUUGUCAAUCUCUUUGCUCCGCUCUUUGAAAGGAUUCUAGAACUUCCUAUUGCAUUCUAUGAAGGAAGAGCUAGUGGUGAGGUUCACAUAUGCAUGUCAGAAGGAGAAAGUUUCCCAAAUCUUCAUGGGCAGCUUGAUGUGACGGGUUUGGCUUUUCAAAUAUUCGAUGCACCAUCUUCAUUUUCUGAUAUAUCUGCGAGCUUAUGUUUCCGGGCUCAACGUAUAUUUUUACACAACGCGAGUGGUUGGUUUGGCAAGGUUCCUUUAGAGGCUUCUGGAGAUUUUGGAAUUGAACCAGAGGAAGGAGAAUUUCACCUUAUGUGUCAGGUUCCUUCUGUGGAAGUGAAUGAUCUCAUGAAAAGUUUCAAAAUGAAACCUCUAUUGUUUCCGUUGGCAGGGUGUGUGACAGCUGUUUUCAACUGUCAAGGGCCUUUGGAUGCGCCUGUAUUUGUCGGAAGUGGAUUGGUAUCAAGAAAAAUGUCUAGUUGGGUUGCUGAUAAUGAUGUUCCUACAUCAGCAGCUUACGACGCAAUCCUGAAAAAUAAGGAGGCUGGUGCUGUCGCAGCAUUUGACAGAGUCCCCUUGUCUUAUGUAUCAGCCAAUUUCACUUUCAACACUGAUAAUUGCGUUGCAGAUUUAUAUGGAAUCAGAGCUACUCUUGUUGAUGGCGGUGAAAUUCGUGGGGCCGGGAACGCAUGGAUCUGUCCAGAGGGUGAGGUUGAUGACACAGCAAUGGAUGUGAAUUUUUCUGGAAGUUUAUGCUUUGAUAAAAUAAUGGAUCAGUAUGUCCCUGGUUACAAUCAUCUUAUACCCUUUAAAUUAGGGGAUUUGAAUGGAGAAACAAAACUCUCAGGCUCAUUGCUCAAACCGAGAUUCGAUAUUAAGUGGACUGCACCAAAAGCUGAAGGGUCGUUUGGAGAUGCUCGAGGAGAUAUGAUUAUAUCUCAUGAAUUCAUCACCAUUAGUUCUUCAUCGGUUGCUUUUGAAUUGUUUACCAAGGUUGAAACUUCGUAUCCUUAUGAAAACUGGUUAGAUAGGAAAGAAUUGGCUGUGAUUAUUGAAGGAGUGGAAUUGGAUCUACGUAUGCGUGGUUUUGAGAUUUUCAACUUGGUUUCCUCAUCAUUUGCAUUUGAUUCUCUACGCCCAAUUCAUCUUAAAACGACUGGACGAAUCAAGUUUCAAGGAAAAGUUGUUAAGCCUGCUGCUGAUGUGUCAAAGAUUCUUGCUGGUGAUGUUUCAAUCACAGGACUUAAGUUAAAUCAGUUGUUGCUAGCCCCUCAGUUAGCUGGACAGCUCAAAAUUUCACCUGAUUGUAUUAAGUUAGAUGCGACUGGUAGAGCAGAUGAAAGUCUUGCAGUGGAAGUCAGUGGACCUCUGCAAUCUUUUUCUGAGGACAACAUAAUUGGGACGAAGUUGUCAUUUUCUCUUCUGAAGGGACAAUUAAGGGCCAAUGCGUUCUAUCAACCUUUUCAGUCAAUCAAUCUAGAGGUCCGGCAUUUACCACUUGAUGAACUGGAGCUGGCUUCACUUAGAGGAAUGUUACAAAGGGCAGAAGUCCAAAUCAAUUUUGAGAAAAGAAGAGGUCAUGGAAUCUUAUCUCUGCUGCAUCCGAAAUUCAGCGGUGUGUUGGGAGAAGCUCUAGACCUGGCUGCUAGAUGGAGCGGUGACGUUAUAACUGUUGAAAAGGCUGCUUUGAAACAAAGCAAUAGCGAGUAUGAGCUUCAAGGUGAAUACGUAUUGCCUGGUUCAAGAGACGGGAAAAAAGAAAGAAGAAGAAGAGGGAGUGAUAUUGGGAGCGUCAUAUCUUCAAUGGGUCGCUGGAGAAUGAGGCUUGAGGUUCCUCGCGCUGAGAUUGCUGAGAUGCUUCCACUUGCCAGGCUUGUUUCGAGAACUACUGAUCCAGCCCUUCAGUUCAGAUCAAAGGAUCUGUUUAUGCAAAGCAUACAGUCAGUGGGGAUUGCUGCUGAAAGUCUCCAGAAGCUUCUUGAGGAAAUCCGUGGGCAUUCUACUCCGACGGAUGAAGUUAUUCUGGAAGAAUUAAACCUUCCAGGUUUAGCCGAGCUUAAAGGCCGUUGGGGUGGAUCUUUAGACGCAAGUGGCGGAGGCAAUGGUGACACAAUGGCAGAAUUUGAUUUUCAAGGGGAGGAAUGGGAGUGGGGAGCUUAUAAAACUCAGCGUGUCCUAGCAGCAGGUGCAUACAGCAACGACGAUGGGUUGCGCCUUGAGAAAAUGUUCAUUCAAAGAGAUAAUGCGACAAUCCAUGCUGACGGGACUUUGUUGGGGCCAAAAACCAAUUUGCAUUUUGCAGUUCUCAACUUUCCGGUUAGUCUAGUACCUACUCUAGUGCAGGUUCUAGAAUCAUCAGCAAACGAAGCUGCUGUUCAUUCAUUGAGGCAACUUUUAGCACCUAUAAAAGGAAUACUUUACAUGGAAGGAGAUCUUAGAGGAAGUUUAGCGAAACCUGAAUGCGAUGUGCAAGUAAGACUCCUCGAUGGUGCCAUUGGAGGCAUUGAUCUCGGACGCGCUGAAAUUGUUGCGUCUUUGACGUCAACGAGCCGGUUUCUGUUUAAUGCAAAGUUUGAACCUAUCAUACAAAAUGGACAUGUACACGUUCAAGGAAGCAUCCCUCUCAAUAUUUUAUUAGUCCAAGAUGAAGAAAAUCUUGAAAAAGACGAUAAGAAAAAUGAAGAAGCAAGUUGGGCUCCGUGGGGUGUUAAAGGGAAAAACGAUGACAAGAAAGCAGCGUCUUGGAAUGAACAAGGUUGGGAUACGCAGUUGGCAGAGUCUCUUAAAGGUUUGCACUGGAACGUGUUGGAUGUCGGUGAAGUUAGGGUUGAUGCCGAUGUUAAAGACGGUGGCAUGAUGUUGCUAACGGCUUUAUCUCCUUACGCCAACUGGCUCAACGGGAGUGCUGAAGUUAUGCUUCAGGUGAGAGGUACUGUUGAACAACCGAUUGUUGAUGGGUCGGCAUCUUUUCACAGGGCAACGAUAUCUUCACCUAUACUUAGGCAACCGCUAACAAACUUUGGGGGCAUAAUUCUCAUGGACUCUAAUAGAUUAUGCAUCAGAUCUUUGGAAAGUAGGGUUAGCAGAAAAGGGAAGCUGUCGGUGAAAGGUAACCUACCCUUGAGGACAACCGAAGCGUCACUUGCUGAUAAAAUUGACUUAAAAUGCGAAGUUUUGGAAGUACGAGCAAAGAAUAUGUUAAGUGGUCAGGUGGACUCCGAGCUGCAGGUAACGGGGUCUAUACUGCAGCCAAACAUAUCUGGGAACAUCAAAUUGAGCCAUGGAGAAGCUUAUCUACCUCAUGAGAAAGGUGCUGCUGCUAUGAACCGUGAAGCAUCAGAUGCUUCAAGCAUGCCAACUGGGGGAUACAAUCAAGUGGUUGCAUCAAAAUAUGUUUCACGGUUCUUGAAUUUGAAACCCACGGUUUUAAAUACAUCAUUUCAGCAGCCUUCAGGUAAAGAGGCCGAAGUAGUAGUAAAAAAAGGAACGGGACACUUAAAUAGUAAACCAAAAUUGGAUAUCCGGCUGACGGACUUGAAGCUGGUUCUUGGUCCCGAGUUGAGGAUAGUUUAUCCUUUAAUUCUCAACUUUGCUGUGAGUGGUGAGCUUGAACUGAACGGUGUCGCUCACCCCAAGUUAUUAAAACCCAAAGGUGUUUUAAUGUUUGAGAAUGGUGAUGUCAACCUUGUUGCAACACAGGUGCGACUGAAGCGAGAGCAUUUGAAUACUGCCAAGUUUGAGGCUGAUUAUGGAUUAGAUCCGAUGCUGGACUUAGCUUUGGUUGGAUCAGAGUGGCAGUUCAGGAUUCAAAGUCGCGCAACAAAAUGGCAGGAUAGUUUGGUUGUCACAUCCACACGUUCUGUUGAACAGGACGUUCUUUCACCCUCAGAGGCUGCUAGAGUGUUUGAGAGUCAAUUGGCGGAAUCUAUCUUAGAAGGGGACGGUCAACUGGCGUUUAAAAAGCUUGCAACAGCGACACUUGAGACUCUAAUGCCAAGAAUAGAAGGGAAGGGUGAAUUUGGGCAUGCUAGAUGGAGGCUUGUGUAUGCACCACAGAUCCCUAGCUUGCUUUCUGUUGAUCCAACCGUUGAUCCCCUUAAAUCCUUAGCCAGCAAUAUUUCAUUUGGUACAGAAGUCGAAGUCCAGUUGGGAAAACGCCUUCAGGCAUCUGUGGUGAGACAGAUGAAGGAUUCAGAGAUGGCAAUGCAGUGGACAUUGAUCUACCAGCUUACGAGCAGAUUACGCCUCCUUUUACAAUCGGCUCCUUCCAAGCGUAUGCUUUUUGAAUACUCCACCACAUCACAAGACUAGUUACCCGCGCUUUGUACAUUCUUUUUUUUUUAAUCAUAUGUCAUUAUUCUUUGGUUUGGAUUCAUUCUCACACCAAAACACGGGCGGGGAAAGAUUAGCAUAGAAGUAGGAACAAAGAAUUUAAAUUAUGUCAAUAGAAGCCGUGGAUUUGUACUCAAGGGUGAUGAUUUUUGGAUUUUGAUCAGAUCAGAUCAGAUCGGAUCAAAGAUAAGGUAGAAGUAGUUUGAUGAUUGCUGAGAUUUCAAAUGGAACCCGGGUUGGUCA